AUGAACACCAUACCGACUGACGUUCUGUGUGACAUCUUCAUCGCACUGAAGGACAUAUACCCCUCACGACGUCUCGCAUACUCUCAGACGGAGGUCGACCGCACCAGUGCUACUCUCCAGCGCCUCGGCUGGCUGGUAGUCACAUUCGUUGAUAGACGAUGGCGCUCGGUCUCUCUGGAUUACGCCGCUCUUUGGUCGAAUCUACCGAUACAUCUCGGAAUUGAAUGGCUCCACACCUUCCUAUCAAGAAGCAAGGAUGCUGUCUUGACCUACGACGAUAUCGGAGCGGGAAACAAGGCCGAGGCGCUACGGGCGCGUGAUGCGGCAUGCACAUCGGUUAUCCCAACACAAAUGUACCGUAUGCGUAGAAUAAGGUUGUACUCAGCGUCUCAGCACCUGAUACAAGCGGCGCUCUCGCGUCCCGCACCCAUUCUGGAGAGUUUGGCGGUGUAUGGAGACCUGAGCGCGGAUAUCGCUCUCUUCGCGGGGAAGGCCCCUGCCUUGCGAUCUUUGACCCUGGGGUCGUAUCCUGAACACGCGGGUCUACUCAUGAGACUCGAUACGCAGGAUGAUAUAUUGGAAGGACUGACCUUCAUUCAACUCGACUUCGAUGGCGACGCCCUACCCGUGCACACUAUCGUCGAAAUACUUCGGCGUGCUCGGAGGCUCGAAAGUCUCAAGAUCAAAAGCGGGGACACCCACGCUUUUAGACAGGCUAUUGCGUGCCAUGAUGCGCCGUCAGCUCUUUUGCCCGCUCUCAAAACAUGCCACCUCAACGGUCGUGUUGACGGCAUCGCGCACUUAGUGUCACAUCUGCGACUCCCUCUCUCUGUCGUGAUGGCCGUGCAAUGCGAUUGUAGCCCGCUGGUACACCCCUCACAUUCUCCCGUACUUCGCCAGUUGGUCGAAAGCCUCGCCGCAUGGCGCUUCGGCUAUGAAGAUGGCCCCGGGGCACCCUUCCGCAUCGCUCGUUUGCAGCAAGGCGCAAAACAAUCUACGGCCACGUUGCUGUUUGCAUCGUCUCUGCCUCUCGACACGUCAUCGCCUUUCACCCUCCCUUCCGACGGCGUGUUCACUCUAGUUCUCAAAGAAACUCAUACAUCCCGCUAUGACACAAUGGGGUCGCGGCCGACGAUAUACUCGCACAUACUCCCGACACUUUUCAGUCAUGGCGAGACGCUGCUUGUGUUGAGUCGCGUGAAUAACCUCCAUCAGCACUUGCGUUGCCCACUUCCGUGCUUACAGCAAUUCUGCGCUUCGGAGAUGCUCGCCGACUACGAGAUGAUCGGUCCAAAUCUGAACCUACUUCCCUCGCUCCGAGUGUUACACUUAAUCAAUCCACCGCCACUCAGCGAAGUAGCGCUGGAAUGGUUUGCCGUGCAGGCUGAUGAGCCAACCUCUCCCUACCACAGAUGGACCCGUUUGCGGGCCACUCUACGUGAAAGACGCUCCGACGGGUGGACUCUGGAGCGCAUCGUAAUCCACGAGGACAUGAGGAUCCACAGGCAUACGAUGAGGUCGAAUUGGCCAGAUCGUUACGAGACGGUGAAGGAGUUUAUGGAAGAUGUGGUCGAGGUCGUUACAGUACAGACUACAGAACCGUUUUGGUAG
This is a messenger RNA of Peniophora sp. CBMAI 1063, 1611 nucleotides long. NCBI's taxonomy places the organism in Eukaryota, Fungi, Basidiomycota, Agaricomycetes, Russulales, Peniophoraceae. The record is from the annotation of a GenBank genome assembly.